Molecule: messenger RNA, 1248 nt
Organism: Phytophthora sojae
Lineage: Eukaryota; Oomycota; Peronosporomycetes; Peronosporales; Peronosporaceae
Exons: 1
Coding region: 1-1248 (415 amino acids)
Biological process (GO): triglyceride catabolic process; lipid homeostasis
Cellular component (GO): lipid droplet; membrane; cytoplasm
Molecular function (GO): triacylglycerol lipase activity
Source: RefSeq, a predicted model, not a curated record
AUGAAGGCGGCGGACGCCGACCUGUCCUUCUCGUUCGCGUGCGGCGGCUGGCUCAAGAUGUACCUCUUCGGCGUGGCCAAGGCGCUGCAGCAGUUCGAGCUCGAGAAGCGCGCGCGGCUCAUCGGCUGCUCGGCCGGCGCGCUGACGGCCACGGGGCUGGCGCUGGGGUGCGACUUCGACGCCAUCCGCGACCACGUGCUCCUGAACAUCGUGCCUCAGGCGCACGCGUCCCUGGCCGGCUACUUCCGCGUGCGCCCAUACCUGCGCGACACGCUGGCGUGCCACGGCUGCCUGCAGAAGUUCGAGGCGAUCAACACCUCGCAGCAGCUCACAGUCGUCUACACGUCGCUGUCGACGCUCAAGUCGCGGCGCGCGACGACGUUCGAGUCGGCCGAGCACCUGACGGAGACGCUGCUGGCCUCGUGCUGCGCGCCGCCCAUCGCUGGGCUGCCCUGUAAGCUCAACGGCGAGUGGGUCAUGGACGGCGGCAUAUUCGACUUCCAGCCCGUGUACGACGACAAGACGGUGGCCAUCAGCCCGUUCUACUGCGUCGGCGCGGACAUCAAGCCGUCCGUGUACGUGCCCAUGUGGUGGGCCUUAAUCCCGCCAGGUGUGCGCGACGUCGAGUGGCUCUUCGAUCUGGGCUACGAGGACGGUCUCAAGUGGAUCGUCGAGAAGGGGCUGGCGGGAGGCCGCAAGGUGGAUAUCCCGACCAAGAGCACGGAGUACGCUGGCGGCUGGAACACGACCAUCGGGCGCGUGGUGGGCUACCGUGGCUGCGAGAGCCGCUUCUUGGACGCCCUCUUUGUGGGGCUGUUUGUGUGCCUGUGGAGACCCAUGGCCUUCAUGUGCCUCUACCUGGAGCUGUACCUGCAGGCCAUCGUGUCUGGCGGCAAGGCUGUGGUCUUCGGAGCCGCGGCCAAGCUGCUGAUCACGAACAUCAUCAUGGCCGCAACGGCAGUGACACUGGCGACGUUGGGGCUGCAGCACACGAUGCUGUUCCUGCUGGGAUUGGGUGCUAUGGGAUUCUUCUUGGGCGGCAUGGUGCUGCUGGUUGGUGGUCUACAACAAGCGGGAGCGGUGGCGUCUGCCGACUGGCAGCGUUGCCGCUCUUACAUGCGCAGCAUCACGAGUCUGUCGCUCUUCCUGCACAGCAUGCCUGUGAUCGGCUCCUCAGUGGAGUUCAAGCGCCGCGAGUUCCUGCUGGAGCAGUCGCUGGUGUAUCGCGUCGCGAUGCACUUCGUGUGA